CUUAUUCUCAUAAUAUUCGAUGUUUAAGUUGAACAGUAAUGAGCAUAUAUAAGAAGAAAUAAUAUCAAAGAUAAGUCAUCUAUAAUUAAGCGAAAGUACUUAAUAUAAAAGUAUUUUAGCUGAUGAUGACAAUUCUAAAUACGGUAGCCCCGCUUUAGAUUCGAGACUCUUGGAAGUGAUUAGAGAGCUCCCCCAUCAUUUAAAAUAAAAAUUAUACAGUUUAAUUCCUAAAACAAAUUAUCAGUUGAUUAAACAAAAUGAUGAUAGCAUUUAUUAUGGAAUAUUGGAAAAUUAAUAAAAAUAAGGGGAAGGAAUUUAAAUAUGGCCAAAAAUAGGUAAUUUAUUAGAAGGGUAAUGAAUAUAUCAAAAAUAUUUAGAUUAUGGGAAAAUGAUUAAUUAGAGGGCUAUUGCAGAAUGAAUUAUGCGAAUGGAGAUAUGUAUUAAAUAUUUAUAAAAUUAGUUUUGAAUGUUAAUUUAAAUAAGGGAAAACUAAUGGUUUCGGAAUCUUUAAAUCUUAAAAAAAAUUAGUGAAAGGUAAGAUAAUGAAAUAUGUUAUAGGACUUUGGAUUGAUAAUACAAUAUAAGGAGAAGGAUAGGAAAUUAAAAGUGAUGGAACAAAAUAUUUUGGUUAAUUCUAAAAUGGAAAAAAGGAGGGGAGAGGGAUUCUAAUAUUGAAGGAUGAAUGCAAGUCUAUAUAUAUGUAUAUAUUUUUAGAUACGAAGGUUAAUUCAAAAACAAUACAUUUCAUGGUUAAGGAACCUUUUAAUGGAAUGAUGGCUCUGUUUAUACAGGAACUUUUAUAAAUGGAUAAAUUUUAGGAUUUGGUUAGUAUAUGAAUAGUAACAGAAUUCAAAUGAUCGGUCAUGUAAUAUAGAGAUAUAAUUCAAGUUUACAGAAUUAAAAUAGCCAAGAGUAGACUAAAAGGAAAUAAAUUAGCAUCUACAAACUAUUAUUUUUGUUAAUUAGUAAAACUAAACUUUGAUGAUUGAAAAAAUUCGUACUCUCUGA
Molecule: messenger RNA, 1008 nt
Organism: Paramecium primaurelia
Lineage: Eukaryota; Ciliophora; Oligohymenophorea; Peniculida; Parameciidae
Source: the annotation of a GenBank genome assembly